Spirodela intermedia is the source of this 1473-nucleotide messenger RNA. The record is from the annotation of a GenBank genome assembly. Lineage: Eukaryota; Viridiplantae; Streptophyta; Magnoliopsida; Alismatales; Araceae.
AUGGGGCACAUGUGCGCCACUCCCCUUCCAUGUCACCGGUGGCUAGCCGACUGUGGGGCAAGGAGUGGUUGUACACGCGCAAGAAAUGGACUUGAUCGGAAAUGUAAUAUUAUUAUAUAUUCACCAGAAACUUUGGCGCACAACUGGUGUGAGACUAAACCCGUGUCACACCUUCCUCAGAAAGGGGGGGGCAACCGGCCCGGGUUCGAAUCCUCCUAGAGCCAAAACUCAUAUUUUUUAUCUGAUUAUUGCGACUUUCCUGCAGAUUGCCAGUGAAGGAUUAAGCAACCAGAAUCGCUAAAUCAUCAAUGAAAAUCUCGUCAACGUAAUUCGUGGAGCAUUAUUACUAAAAUUGAUGAACGAUUCGCGAUAAAAAGAUCAUGAAUCUAUCGAGUAAAGCAUCUCCGAUUGAUCGACGAACAAGCCGUCAUCAGGAAGAGGAUGAUCCGUCGGGAGACGAGUCGCCACCUCCUGAGAGCGUACCGGAUAUGAUGAAGAGCCUCCUCUUACUGUGCGGACCUGAGGAUGAAGCUCCCUGACAUGCGCUCCACCUCCAUCCAGCUCCUCUCCGUCGAAUGACAGCCGCUAGAGAGCCGCAAAGUCGUUGUUUUUCCACUCCGUCAGGUGAUAGCCGCCGGAGAUGAUUCAACGACCCAUUUCAUUGAUCUCUAGAGUUCGCAAGGAGAUCUAGAGAUUGCCUACAUCGUCCUUGUCUAAGGAGAGCCUUCGAAGCCAUGGACAUUGCAUGACGAUCCUCUUGAACGCUCAGGAUUCCGGUGCAUCGCUGACGCAUCGCCGCCGCGACGCCAGAACUCUGUUUUCCUACUUUCAACUUAAUUUUUGCUUCAUUUAGUGAUAAUUUUUGUGAUUUAAAUUUAUCAAGAUAUACUUCAUUCCAUUACGAUUCUUUCAGCUUUUACAGAUCUUAAUUUGAUCAAUUAAAUCGUCUGUAAUCUCUUAUGUAAGAAUUGCUAGACAAAACUCUGUUUUCGCCCGAUUCGCGUUAGCCGAGCACUGACAUCAUCUUGACGUCGGCACCCUUAUUUUCUUUCUACGUGAAUUUUAAAUAUAUUUCCUUUUCAUUUCCUAUUAUAAAAUUUAUAGAAAAGAGUAUUCUUUGCAGAAAAUUCUGAAUAAUUAUCAGAUAUUAUAUUACAUCCUUGUAAUCGACCUAGAAAAUAUGCUAUUUUUGGAAAUUUUAUUGAAUUAUAAUUGAUAUAUUUAUUCAGAAAUACUUUUAAAUAUCUGAAAAUUUGUAUUUUCUAAUUUUAUAAAUUUUAAAUUUACGUGAUUUACUAUACAACGACUAAGUCACGUCAUCUCACAUCGGAAAUAUUUUAGUAACUGAGCUGAAUAUAAAUCAAAGUUAUAUUUUUCAGUAGAGAUCCCUUCUCCCAAAAAAAAAUAAUGUUUAGGACCAUCUUGGGAGAAGGUAAAAAGGUGGUCUACCCUCACGCACACACGAGUAUAUGA